AUGGUGAAAGCAAGAAGCUCCAUUGCCCUUGUUCUCUUCAUCAUGUUCCUCUGCGUAUCUUCUUCCUACCAAACCAAGAAAAAGCAGCACAAACCCUGCAAGCAGCUAGUCCUAUACUUCCAUGACGUUGUCUACAAUGGCAACAACGCUGCCAAUGCCACUUCCUCCAUGGUAGCCGCCCGCCAAGGCAUUAACCUAACCAACUUAGGUAAUCAGUUCCACUUCGGAAGCAUGGUGAUCUUCGACGAUCCAAUUACUCUGGACAACAAUUUUCACUCAAAGCCUAUUGGCAGAGCACAGGGCAUGUACUUUUACGACACGAAAAACACAUUCACUGCCUGGCUUGGGUUUUCGUUUACUUUUAAUUCCACAGACCACCAAGGCACCAUUAACUUCAUUGGAGCUGAUCCAUUGAUGAAUAAGACGAGGGAGAUUUCAGUGGUGGGUGGCACCGGUGACUUUUUCAUGCACCGGGGUAUCGCCACCCUGAUGACAGAUUCAUUUGAAAGCGAAGUGUACUUCAGGCUCCGUGUUGAUAUCAAUUUCUAUGAGUGCUGGUAA
Ilex paraguariensis (yerba mate) is the source of this 561-nucleotide messenger RNA. The record is from the annotation of a GenBank genome assembly. NCBI's taxonomy places the organism in Eukaryota, Viridiplantae, Streptophyta, Magnoliopsida, Aquifoliales, Aquifoliaceae.